This is a messenger RNA of Spea bombifrons (plains spadefoot toad), 1323 nucleotides long. It is a transcript of the gene SELENOT, whose product is annotated as selenoprotein T. The transcript is spliced from 6 exons. Gene Ontology annotation, biological process: cell redox homeostasis. Lineage: Eukaryota; Metazoa; Chordata; Amphibia; Anura; Pelobatidae. The record is from RefSeq and is a predicted model, not a curated record. Gene Ontology annotation, molecular function: thioredoxin-disulfide reductase (NADPH) activity. Gene Ontology annotation, cellular component: endoplasmic reticulum membrane.
UCCCCUUGUCUUGUUGCUGAGGCCGGGAUGGCGGUGCGUGUUGCUCCGUGGUUGCUCCUCGUUACCGGCUUUUUGGUCGGUGUGCUGAGCGGUGCCUCGGCGGACGGUGAUGGGCUGCUCAGCAAGAAGCUGCGAAUGCAGUACACGGCCGGCCCGCUGCUUAAAUUCCAGAUCUGUGUCUCCUGAGGCUACAAGCGGGUGUUUGAGGAGUACAUGCGGGUUAUUAGCCAGCGGUACCCGGACAUCCGCAUAGAGGGGGAGAAUUACCUUCCUCAGCCCUUAUACAGACACAUUGCAUCCUUCCUGUCAAUAUUCAAGCUAGUGUUAAUAGGUUUAAUAGUUAUUGGAAAAGACCCCUUUGCAUUCUUUGGCAUGCAAGCUCCGAGUCUCUGGCAGUGGGGACAAGAAAACAAGGUCUACGCAUGUAUGAUGGUUUUCUUCCUAAGCAACAUGAUUGAGAACCAGUGUAUGUCUACGGGAGCCUUUGAGAUCACUCUAAAUGAUGUCCCUGUAUGGUCGAAGCUGGAAUCUGGUCACCUUCCAUCAAUGCAACAGCUUGUCCAAAUUAUUGACAAUGAGAUGAAGCUUAAUGUUCAUAUGGAUGCAAUUCCUCACCAUCAUCGUUCCUAGCCACAUUUUCCAGCACCGGAAUUAUCUUACAUGAUGUGGACUUCUGUGAAGUUGUUAGCGGGGCUGGUAUAUAUGAAGGCUUGCACUGAAGACAGUUGCUGUUAGUGCGGGCUGGAUGUCUUUUUGCCAUCUCGUUGACUAUCUUGGAAGUCCUUCAUGAAAGAUGUUCUUGGUGCUGUUAUCUCCUGGCAUUCUAGAUGGAGUGCAAUUAUGUAUGGUGUAGAGGCAUUUUUUAUGCACCAUUAAGUCAAAUUCUAGUUACAUAAUGCUGGCAUUACAACUUUUUUUCUUUCAUAUUCAUUAUUUCCAGUGUUGGACUAGUUCCAUACAAUUUUCCUCCGGAGAUGCAUAGUUUGAGAUCUGAUUUUUAUAAACAAAACUCUUUUUUUUGAUAUUUUAAAGUGAUGCUCUAAUUAAAACAAAACAUUUACUGUUACCCUAAAUGUUUAGCUGUGUCAAUGUUCUUUAUGAUAAAAAUUAUAUUGGAGCUAUUAAAAUAACUUAUUCUAAAUUAUGGUCAAAAUUAUAGACAGAUAAACUGCAUAUAUUUGUUGUUGCAUAAUGGAAUUCAGGAUGUUCUACUUGAUGUAUUAGAUUACAUAAUGUAGGGUUUUUAAACUGAGCCUUUAUACUUGUCCUCUUCACAGAAGAUGCAAAUUAAGUUAAAUAAACUAAUCAUUACAAUAAGACUGA